AGGACCAUUUUCCAGACACCGGGGCCACCUCUGAAGGCUGUCAGACUCACUCCCGCCCCUGGCCGUUGCUGUGUUCUCCACAGAACAGAACCUGAAACAGUUGCAGCAGGCACCCCGAGGGGCCUGGUAAGUGACAGCCAUCCCCACGUGAACGAGGACGUCAGCACGGGGAGCGAGGACACCUUGCUCUGUUCGUCGACCUGUUCCACCUCCGGGGCAAAAGGAAUUCUCUCUGAGAUCAACAAGGCCCCAUAAAAGCAACUGUAACGGCCCAGACACCAGAGCGGUCCUAGACCUAACAGCAGGACAGCCAGCCAGACAGCACAACGGCACGGAACAUGCGGAUCCAGGCUGCCUGUCUCCUGCUCCUCCUCCUGGCCAGCCUGGCCAGCGCCUCAGUUCUGCACCAGACAAAACAGCUUGCAGACCUCCAGAUCCAGGACACAGCUGGAGCCACAGCUGGAGCCACAGCUGGCUUGACGCCUGGGCUGCAGAGGCUGAGGAGAGACACCCACUUCCCCAUCUGCAUCUUUUGCUGUGGCUGCUGUUAUCCGAACAGGUGUGGGAUCUGCUGCAAGACGUAG
Molecule: messenger RNA, 584 nt
Organism: Molossus molossus (Pallas's mastiff bat)
Lineage: Eukaryota; Metazoa; Chordata; Mammalia; Chiroptera; Molossidae
Gene: HAMP
Product: hepcidin antimicrobial peptide
Exons: 4
Coding region: 339-584 (81 amino acids)
Biological process (GO): intracellular iron ion homeostasis
Cellular component (GO): extracellular region
Source: RefSeq, a predicted model, not a curated record